This is a messenger RNA of Aspergillus glaucus CBS 516.65, 246 nucleotides long. RefSeq lists its product as uncharacterized. Lineage: Eukaryota; Fungi; Ascomycota; Eurotiomycetes; Eurotiales; Aspergillaceae. The transcript is spliced from 4 exons. The record is from RefSeq and is a predicted model, not a curated record. The coding region runs from base 1 to 246 and encodes 81 amino acids.
AUGGCAGCUUCGAUAGCUCCGGAGUGCAACGAUAUCAAAGAAAAAUAUGACACUUGUUUCCUCAAGUGGUACAGUGAGAAAUACCUUCGAGGCAAAACCUCAUCAAACGAAUGCGAGGACCUCUUCUCCAAGUAUAAGACAUGUUUGAAUAGAGUCCUCAAAGAAAAAGGCAUCGAAGGCAUAGUCGAAGAAGCGCGGAGGAACAGCAGAGAGAGCGACACCGAUUUUCUACGAAGAGAAGAAUAA